Messenger RNA from Stylonychia lemnae, 6717 nucleotides. The record is from the annotation of a GenBank genome assembly. NCBI's taxonomy places the organism in Eukaryota, Ciliophora, Spirotrichea, Sporadotrichida, Oxytrichidae.
AUGAGUAAAACCACAACCCAGAACUUUGACUUAUCAGAGUUUGCUACUAAACACUAGAGGCAUUAUUCAGGCAAUAAGACAACUCUAAAGAGGAUAAUAAAGGAUAUGAACGGCCUUGCUAUUAAAAAAACAGAUAUUUCUAACAAUGAUCAAACAGCAAAAGAGAUUUAGAAUACAAUGAUUUAAACUUAGAGGAUAAAAGAUCAUCUAUCCAAUCGAUCAAAGCAGACAAGAUUGAAUCGCUCUAUAUCAAUGAAUAAUUUUUCUCACCGAGUCAGAUCAGAGUACAAGCAGCUUUAAGACUAUGAAGAGAAUACAAUUUAGACAACUAGUUUGAAGACUUUCAGACCAAAGAAAGAGGAUUUCACUAUGAUAGAACAAAGAGGUAUACUCUAGGAUAUCAAGGGAUACAAUCACAUCCAUCAAAUAAUCAUUACCGUGAAUUACGAAUUUAUCAAUGAAAUCGUGAACGAUCAUGAACUAAACUUGAUUGACAUACAGAUAGAGCAAAGUAUUGAUAUAUUUUCAAAGAUAAGCUUCUUGGGUGAGCUCAUGUCUAAUAAAGACAAAUAAAUUGAAAUAAUGGUGUAAUAAUAUGCUUAAUUGAGACAAAACAUCAGAAAUAUCAUGAGAAUCAAAGGUGCCAAUGUCAAGAUAAUAGAAACUCUAGUUGAUAUCAACUCUAUCUUUAACAAUAUGAUGUUCUUCAUGGAUCGGAUAAUAACAACCAAAGAUUAGAGUAUCAAGCAUAAAUAAGAAGACGCUGAAGAUAGAGUCACAAGAAUGCAGCAGUACUUAGAAAAGAAGCUAUAAAAGCAAAGAACCAAGUUCGAAAAAUAUCAAGAGUCUUAGAUUGAGCAAUAAUAUGAAUAUAAGUAGCAGAUAAAAGAGCUUUAGAAUAAAAUUAAUGCUUUGGAGCUUGAGAUCGGAACUAGAAGCGAUGAGAUGAAAAAGUUCAAAUCAUUAAAGCUUGGCAAUGAAAUGUAAGACUUAGAGGAUCUGAGUAAUAACCUAGAUGUAUUCCUUGAUGCUUAACAGACUUCAAAAUAGCUAUUUGUAUAGGGUCUAGCGAAUCUAUCUAAACUUAUGGAUUUUAAAACACUUAAAUAGGAUAAAGAUGCAAGGAUAUAGAAUGCAUCGACUUAAACUGGGGAAAUUAACGAGUAAAAUAUGACUAUUAGUAUAAAACUAUAAAAUGAGUUAAGAUUUUUAAAGCCAUUGACAAAACAAAUAGAAGUUAAGUUGCUGCUUGAUACUUAUUCAAGCUUAAAUAAAACCUCAGAUAAACUUGAUAAAGAAAUUGAUUCCCAAGUUUUAUUCAUGAUGCAAUAAAAAUAUCUAAGUGAUGUAUAAUAAGGGCGAAGAAAAAGUAUAGUUAUUAUUUUUACCCCAAAAUUCAAUUCAUUAUUCUCGGUCUGCUCGACUAGAGCUAGACAUUUACUUACCAAUAUGAUAUUCAAGAAGCAAUCAGGUAUCUUAGCAGAGAAUGAGAUCUCUGAAAUACAGCUGUGGGAUUAUAAGGGAUACAAACGCAUCCUAUAAAAGGCAAAAGAUUAUCUGCAAGAUGCACUAUACCCAGAUAAGAAUGAUAUUAAUAUGGCAAUUGAAAACUCUUCAGAAGCCUAGCAGUUAUUUGGGUAGCCCAUUAGAAAGCAAAUCACAACAGUUAUACAUCUAGGGUAGCCUACUGCCCAGAGUAACGAAAUGGCGAAGAAACAAAAAUUAUAGAAGCAAAAAAUACAGAGCAUAAUCACCGCAUAACAGCUGUUUUAAGAGCUUGCAAAGCUUAUCAUAUCGGUGGUGGUUAAGGAUCAAGAGUUGAUAUUCUUUAAAAAGCUAAAGUAGGUGUUUGAAGAAAAUGAUUUAAAUAAGCAGGGCUACAUUUACGUAGAAUAGAUAGGUGAUAUUCUGAAAAGGUUGAUGGGAGAGCUACUGUCCCCCUUUUUGUUAACUAUAUUAACAUAGUAUGUAAUCCAGAAUAUCCAAGAUAUUGAGAUAUAGCUGAGUUCAAUUGAUGCUUUGUUCAGAAAUAAUCUGGGAAAUAAGGUUACAUUUAGUCAGGAUUUGCUAUUGCGAAUUAUGUUCUGCAGAAUAUAGUCUCUCAUUAAGAAUGAGACUUUGAUAAUAUUUGAUAAGCUUGACUAGAUCUAUGGCGAUUCAGAAAUGGAUAAGAUGAAGUCAUAAACUAUUAAUUUCAACAGCUUUAAAGAAGUUUAUUCUAAAUUGAUUUCUUAGCUGCAUCAUGCCUAAGCUAGUCAAAAUAUUAGCAUUAUGAAAGUUGAGGAUGAGAUGUAGUUAAUUGAGAUUUUCUAAGAAAUUAAUGUGGUUAAAGAUAAAUUGUUGUUUGUUCAAUCAAAGAGAGAAUUUGUGUCUGCAGUAUCAUAGAUAAUUUCUAAGUUCCAUCCAUUGAUUAACAAUAAUGCCAAUAUAUCAAAGCAGCACCACACUCAUUCAAACCCCGCUCAAACAUAGUCAAAAUAUUUGGAUGCUUAGAUGAAAGCUAUUAAGUCAAAUUAAGUUCCCACUAAACAGGGGUCUAGUAUGUCAGGAAUCAUUGGUAGUUUGAAUAUAUCGAGCAAAGCUUCCAUCAAGAAUCACUCAGCCUCCUAGCCAAUGACUGAUAAUCUCUCCCGAAGACAAAGCAAUCUCAAAGCGUAAAUCAACUAGAGCGACAAUUACUAUCAGAUAAGGCAGCAUUCAAUGAGUGGUCAUGAAAUCGAAUAAGUCAAUCCAGGGGCCACUCAGAAAUAUUCACCACAUUUUAACAAAAACAACUCUAAAAUGAAGGUUAAGCAAAGACUUGAAUAGAUAAUGCAGCAAAAUCAAUCGAUGUAGUUGAAUCAAAGUGUUAUAGAGAACUCAAAUUUCGAUUCCAACUAUCACUCUGUCCCAGAUAAGAAAUUCUACAGAUUUCCAAAGAUUGAGAAGGACUAAUAGAAGGGCACAAAUAGAAAAGCGAAUAUGAAUCAAAGUGCAGAUAUGAAGUCUCAAAUUCAACAGCAGUAGUAGUAAAUUAAUUCUAAAAGUUAUGACAACCGGUACAAAUAAUCCAAGUCAGCUCUAGGUUAGUAUGAAAAAUUUACUAGCAAAGGCAUUGCUUUUUUGUCUCCUUUCAAUCAAAAGCAGGGUUAAAACGAUACUCGAAACGUAGUAGAGCAGAGAAAUAGUUAAAAUGUAAGGGGAUCAGUGGAAAAGCAAAUCAAUUAUGAAAUCCCGAAUCUUAAGUUUGGUGAUAAGAACUUUACUUUCGAUAAAGAUGCCGAGGUUUUUUACAGUAUCAAUUAGACUCAUAACUAAGAUUUCAUAAAUGCUAAUCUAAAGAUCAUUCCUAAUAUGAUUGUCAUGGACCCCGAUAGACCUUUGAACUUCAUAAAAAAGAAGAAACAUAAAUCAUCUAAGUAAAACUAACUUAAGAGUAUGAUGGAUUAGUCUUAAUCUCCUAUUGCAUUGACUAAGUUAUAAUAGUCAACUUUUUUAAACACUGAUCAUAAUAGCGUCCACGAAUAGAAUGACUAGACACAUAGUGAGAUGCCAUCUACAUAGCUCUUAUCCAAUAAGCAUAAGAAUGAAUUGAGCUAAAAUCUAUAGAGAUAAAUUCUAUAAGAUUUGACAGCUGUUCCCAGUUAAACAUAAAUGGGCUACGGUAGUACUAUUAACUACAGUACUAAUUUAAAUUAAUAGUAAACCUAGCAACAAGGAUUUCAGGUUUUUUUACAUAAGCGAGAUUUUAUUAAGAUUUAAGAAUUUUUAGACGAAUCUGAGAUGGAACUUAAAAAUAGAAAGCCAAGUUAAGAUUUCCAAAGUCAUGUGUGGUCCAUUCAAAAUAGUCUUAAAAUUUACACCGAUGCGAUUGAAAUUCUAUUAAGCAAAGUGUCUAACAAGUAUUAUCAAAAAGAAAAGGAACUCAUAGAUAGAAUAAAAUAAGGUUUUGAAAACUCUUUCAGAAAUAUGUAAAAGCUUUUCCAAACUUAGAUGAAACUCAAUAAUUCAACCAUUGAUGAACUCAAUACAUAAAUCCAGUCCUUGACUAGUAACUUUGAGAAAUACAGAGAAACUCAGUCAAUUGAAGCCUAUUUUUUAAAGACAAUGGAAAAUGGAGAUCCUAAUGACUAAAGGAAAAAAUUUGUUUAAUAAAUAGAUGAUUUCUUAAGAUAAGAUCCCCUUUCAAAAGAAUGGGACGAGGAUUAAACUGAGAGAGAUAUCGCUUUUGAUAGAAGCAGAUUUAGUGGAGUUAGUUAGGCGCUCUAAAAAAUUAAAAAGUCAAUGAAAGGUCACAAGGAUGCUGCAAAGUUCUUGGAAUUUAUGGGUUUGAAUGAAGAUGAUGACGAUGAGAAUAAUUUGGAAGAAAGAGAAAAAGUUGUUUCUGAAAUAGAAUCUUCGAUCAACAAUCAGAUCAAGAAUGUCUAGAAUACAACAGCCAAAAAGAUACUUGCUAGAUUUUUGAAGCAAACCUAGACAUAGCAUGCUGGAUGUUAAGCGUGGACUAUGGAGGAGUUAAAUUACAAUUAAACUCAUGAACUAGAGGAACUCACUAUAAAAUACGAUAACUUAAGACAUGAGAGAAUUUAGCUAGUGAUUUAAGUAGAUUAAUUGCAAGAUCAAAUCAACAAUAUAACAGAUUAAAAGAAAUUGAUGGAGAAAUAGCUGAGAUAAUAAUACGAUGUGAUGUAUGUAGAGAACUCAGCAAUCAAAGGAGAAAAAUAGAAAUUUUUAGACGAGAUAGAAGGACAGAAAAAGGAAAUAAUGAUCUUUAAAAAGAAGAUAGAUGAACUUGAGAAAGAGGUUCGAGAAAAAGAAGAACUGGAAAGUAGAUUAAAUUCUAUAAGAAAUAAAUAUGAAGAGUAUGAUAGGGUGCAUAAUGACAGUGAAAGAGAAUAUAAAUUGGAUAAAACAGGCUCAAUGAAGCAUGCUGAUGAUUAGGAUCUACCUUCAUUGGGCAAUAAUAGCAAGAGUAUGUCCAUUAAGAGCAGAUUUAUUGGUGUCAUGCAAGUCAAUCAAAAGAAAUAAACAAGUGUAAAUGAGUCCAGAGGACCUCUAUCCAAAGCUGAUCAGUAAUCCAUCGAGCCAUCCUCCCGUAAAAACUAGUUCUCUGAACUAGAUAGAAGCAAAAUUGGCUAAGCUAUGAAUCGAUAAUUGAGUUAAUACAGCAAUAGCUAACUGUAAAGUCUAAGAGAUAACGUUGGUACUCUUGGUGAAAAUAAAAAAUCUCCAAGAUAAUCUGACUAGGACAAUUCAGCUGGCUUUUCUGGAUUGCAAGAUUUUAAGAGUCAACUAAACAAAGAUAUUUCAGAAAUACAAAGGCAGGAUAGUUAGUUCAAGCAUUUAAAGUAAAAUUCAGCUGGAGUCAAUUACCUUAAUAAUGGCUAUCUUACUAGCAAAAAUCAGACCAAUGCCCCUGAUGCUCAAUCUAGUCUCCCUAUUAGCAUGCAAAGUUCCCCUAGAGAUAUGAAGAUAACCGUUUAGUAGCAAAAUUAGAAAGUCAAUCAAAAUGAUGUAAUAGCUUAGAAAAACCAAUCUAAGUUUGCUCCUCAUAUAAACUUAACUAAUCAAAAGGUUAAUAAUAUAAACUUGGACAGCAAUGCACCUUAAACAACAAAUUAAGCUAAUACUGAAUCAUAAUAAAAUCUCAAAAAUCUCAAAUCUCCAGCUAAGAAUUAAAAUAACCAAUAAAGUAUGUAUAAAGAUCCUUAGAGUAAGUCUAGAGAGGUAAUCAAAAACAUUUCCAGUGAUAAAGAUAUUAAAUUAAGCUCUAAGAAGGAGAUAAAAAGCAACUACUCGCAUUAGUAGCAGGAAAAUCAAGAGAUCAAGAUGAAAAAUCAAGAAAAUUCAAAUCCUUAUUUGGACCUCUAAAAUAAUAUUGGCUAGUAGUAGAAUUUAUUGAACCCAAAGAAUAUUGUUCCUGGUGGAUUGAAGUAAAUGGACAGAAACCUUAAAAUGAUGUAAAAGCUAUAGAAUAAUUCAUAGUAAAGACAUUAAUAAAAUGAUUAGAAGAGGACAGCUCACUUUUAAGAGUAUACCUCUACAUUGGAAAUUGAUGAUGGCAGAAAUGCAAAUUACAAUGGAUACUAGAAUGAUUAAGAAUCUUCAAUAACAACUGACAUGGAGGCCAAAUAUAUGAAUAACCUUAAUGAUGGUAAGAGUAACAACUCAUUGAUGAAAUAUUUUAACUUGAAAGAUUAAAAUGGCCAAACUAUUUAGUAUCCAAAUUAAUAAUACCCUUCAAUAAAGAGUCAAAUUUCAGUAAGUCAUAAGAAACUAGUAUCAACAACAAGCUUAGGAUUAUAGACAGAAAAUGAGACUUUUAUGUCUUAGAUCAUAGAAAUGGUUAAGCAGUAGAUCAUUUAGCAAUUGGAAUAGGAGAAGUAUAAAUAUACUGAUAAAGAGUAUGAAAUAUUAGUUAAAAAGGCUGUUGAACUAGUCCAAAAGAUUAAGUCGAAAAUGGGUACAGGAGGUGAUGUUUUCUUUAGAGCAGGUUAGUUUCUAGCCUAGAGUUCUAAACCUAUAACAUCUGAGUUAGAUAACGCCAAUAAAUCAUUACUUUAUGACGACAAGACAAGCUCCUUAUCACCCGAAAGAUGGAGAGUAGAGGAGCAUUUCAAGGUAAAAUUACAAAAAAGAGCUGGUGGAGCUGGAGAUUUCUCAAAGUACGGGGAUAAAAAGAGUUUAAAGGAGCCCAACUAGGUUCUUUACUCGACUUAACUUUAGAGAUAAUUUUGA